This is a messenger RNA of Daucus carota subsp. sativus, 1461 nucleotides long. RefSeq names its product stearoyl-[acyl-carrier-protein] 9-desaturase, chloroplastic. The transcript has 3 exons. The coding region runs from base 87 to 1277 and encodes 396 amino acids. Gene Ontology annotation, cellular component: chloroplast stroma. The record is from RefSeq and is a predicted model, not a curated record. Gene Ontology annotation, biological process: fatty acid biosynthetic process. NCBI's taxonomy places the organism in Eukaryota, Viridiplantae, Streptophyta, Magnoliopsida, Apiales, Apiaceae. Gene Ontology annotation, molecular function: stearoyl-[ACP] desaturase activity.
UACUGUACCAUGUUGUAUACAUCUACUGACAAAUCUAGUUCAAGUUGUUUCUAGAGGAGACACACACUAACAAUUGUCACUGAAGAAUGGGUGUCAGUGUGAUGAUGAAUCCUGCUAUUCAAUCUCAGAGAUGCCCUGCUUUUCAUCUGCCUAGAUUGCCCAGUUCAGGAUGUUUUAAGGUUUCCAUGGCUUCCACUCUACACUCCCCCUCCAAGGUUGCUGUGAAGAAGCCAUUUAGCCCUCCAAGAGAAAUACCUUUCCAGGUGAAACACUCCAUGCCUGAGGAAAAGAUCGAGAUGUUCAAAUCCUUGGAGCCUUGGGCUGAGCGCAACAUUCUGCCUCUCCUUAAGCCAGUAGAGUCCUGUUGGCAACCUCAGGACUUUCUGCCCAAUCCAGCAUCCGAAGGCUUUGAUGAUCAAGUCGAGGAGCUUCGACAGAGGGCAAAGGAGCUUCCAGACGACUACUUCGUUGUAUUGGUGGGAGACAUGAUCACAGAAGAAGCUCUGCCCACAUAUCAAACAAUGAUCAAUACUCUGGAUGGAGUUAGAGAUGAAACAGGGGCAAGCACUACACCUUGGGGGAUCUGGACCAGGGCUUGGACUGCUGAGGAAAACAGGCAUGGGGAUCUUCUCAAUAAGUAUCUUUACCUUUCGGGUCGAGUUGAUAUGAGGCAAAUUGAGAAGACAAUUCAGUAUCUAAUCGGAACAGGAAUGAAUCCAAAAACAGAGAAUAAUCCCUAUCUGGGAUUCAUCUUCACAUCCUUCCAAGAGAGGGCAACUUUUAUUUCGCAUGGAAACACAGCCAGGCAUGCCAAGGAGCACGGGAAUCUGAAGCUGGCUCAACUGUGUGGCAUGAUUGCCUCUGAUGAAAAACGCCAUGAAACGGCUUACACCAAGAUAGUUGAGAAGCUUUUCGAGGUUGACCCUGACGGGACUAUUCAGGCUUUGGCGGACAUGAUGCAGAAGAAAAUCAGCAUGCCGGCUCAUUUGAUGUAUGAUGGCAGAAACGAAAACCUUUUCGACCACUUCUCAGCUGUUGCUCAGAGGCUUCAAGUCUACACAGCCAAGGACUAUGCAGAUAUACUAGAAUUUCUCGUCGGUAGGUGGAAAGUGGCUGAUUUGACAACGGGAUUAACCGGAGAAGGCCGGAAAGCUCAGGACUAUGUUUGCGGGUUGGCUACAAGAAUCAGGAGGAUUCAAGAGCGAGCUGAAGGAAGAGCCAAGGAAGCAGGAACUGCGCGAAUCAGUUGGAUCUUUGACAAAGAAGUGAAGCUCUAAAUGCACAAAGGCGCCAAAUUUUCACAAUGCAAGUGGAAACUAGUAUUGUUGAUAGGCAUUCCAUAUGUUCGUUUAACAAUGUAGAUACAAUUGUGCUCUUUCUUCUCCUUGUGUGCUGUCUGUAGGUUUUGACUGCACAUUGGUUUCAGGAUUUGUGUUUUCUUAAUCGGAUUUGGUUUCAGGA